Molecule: messenger RNA, 1793 nt
Organism: Adelges cooleyi (spruce gall adelgid)
Lineage: Eukaryota; Metazoa; Arthropoda; Insecta; Hemiptera; Adelgidae
Product: UDP-glucosyltransferase 2-like
Exons: 4
Coding region: 203-1690 (495 amino acids)
Molecular function (GO): UDP-glycosyltransferase activity
Source: RefSeq, a predicted model, not a curated record
ACCUUUACUUACAACCAAAAAUUGAGAGAUGAUUGUUAAUAAUUAUUAUUUAUUUUAACGUUUUCUAACAACAUUCAACAUUUUCAGUGUGAUAACUUUCAGAAUAAGUAUAGUUUUAAAUUUUUUUCAAAAAAGUAUUGAAUAAUUUUUUUUUUAUCCUUUUUUUAAAUUUGUUGUAAAUAUAUUUAAUUUGAUUUAAACAAUGAAGUUAAUUUUGCACAUAGUGGUUAUUUGUGCUGUUGUUGUACAAAUUCGUCCGUCUGAUAUUCUAGUUAUAUUUCCAACGACUGCCCAAAGUCAUUACCGUGUAGUCCGUCCACUCAUACAUAGCCUCUUGGACCGAGGUCAUAAUAUAUUGUCCAUUACAAAUUUUCCAGAUUCAGACUUUCGACAAAACUUGACACACAUUAAUAUAGCUGGAAUAAAGCCGCAUUCAAAAUUUGGAACUAAGAAGCCAACUAUAAUUAGCAUGGUUAAUCGUGUAGUUGUCAAUUCAGAUCUUUAUAUGAAUAUCCUAAGCCACCCACCAAUAGUAGACCUUCUAUUGUCCAAACGGAAAUUUGAUCUAGUCAUUACUGAAAUGCUUACCACCACAUCACUGUUCGCACCUAUCGCUACGAUUUUAAAUGCACCGAUCAUUGCUGUGUGUCCGAUGUUUUCGUUUCCAUGGAUUCAUCAAAUUAUUGGAGAACCGCCAAAUUGGUCCUAUAUGUCCAACAUAUUGAUGCCAAUAAGUGAAAAUGCACCUCUCGUUCAACGAACUGGUAGUAUAGUUAAAAAUUUAAUAUUUUAUGGCAUCUUCAAUUGGUUGUUUAAUCCAAAAGUACAAUUUUCUGCCGAAAAACAUUAUGGAUUGAAAGUGUCUUCAUUGAUGGAUGCAAUGAAUAAUAUAAGUUUGGUACUAGUGAAUUCACAUCAUAGCAUACAUAAGGCCUUACCGCUUGCUCCGGGAAUGGUAGAAAUUGGCGGAAUCCAUGUAUUAGAUGCAAAAUCUCUCCCCGAGGAUUUAAAAGAAUUUCUUGACAACUCUGAAUUUGGAGUUAUUAUUUUUAGUUUGGGUUCCAUAGUUUCAGAGGCUACAGUAGGACAAGAUAAAUUAAACAACAUUUUCACAGCUUUUUCCAAACUCAAACAAAGAGUAUUAAUGAAAUUUGAUGUAAACAGCAAUAUUACAGCACCGUCAAAUGUCAAACUAGUGAAGUGGUUACCACAAAGAGAUCUUCUAGCUCACCCUAAAGUAUUAGUAUUUAUUUCACACGGUGGAUUGAUGAGUGUGUAUGAAGCUAUUCAUUGUGGUAAACCUGUUGUAGGAAUACCAAUAUUUGGUGAUCAACCAACAAAUGUACUACAUCUAGUUGAAAAAAAAGUAGGUGUCUUGGUUGAAUAUGAAAAACUAAAUAGUCAAAACCUGUACAAUGCCAUUCAAAGUGCGUUAUCUAUAGAGAUGAGCAAUAACAUGAAAGAACUUCAACAAUUGUACUUUGAUCGACCUCAAACUCCUCUUCAGACUGCAAUUUAUUGGACAGAAUACAUCAUAAAAAACCAUGACAAACCCACAUUGUUAAAAACUGAACAAAUCUAUUUGAAUUGGUAUGAAACGUACUUAUUUGAUGUAAUAGCUGCCAUUGUUAUACCUUUAUUUUUAUUAUUGUACAUUACAAAGUUUUCUCUGAGAAAAUGUUAUAUGUAGUCAUACAUACAUGUUGACUUUAUUAAUAUUAGGAAAUUUAGAUUACUUUUUCUAAUGAUUGUUUUUUAAACAAAUAUAAUGUUGAGAACAAUUUUUUUUUUAA